GAGAGAGAGAGAGAGAGAGAGAGAGAGAGAGAGAAUUUCCUAUAUUUUACUUUUAGAAAUAGUAUGACAUAACGUUCGGCAAUCGCUGAUAAACCCAAUCCAACUCCGAUUUUGCCCAACUGGAGCUGACCAAAAUCCCAAAAUCAAGAAAAGAAACCCUCCCAACUCCGAUCCAAAACCCUCUCUCCACCAUGCCCCUCUUCAAAACCCCCUUCAACGGCUACUCUGUCAAAUUCAGCCCCUUCUACGAGCACCGCCUCGCCGUCGCCACCGCCCAGAACUUCGGCAUCCUCGGCAACGGCCGCCUCCACGUCCUCGACCUAUCGCCCGGACCCAUCUCCGAAAUCGCCGCCUUCGACACCGCCGACGGCGUCUACGACGUCGCCUGGUCCGAAUCCCACGACUCCCUCCUCGUCGCCGCCGUCGCCGACGGCUCCGUCAAGCUCUACGACCUCUCCCUCCCGCCUGCCUCGAACCCGGUCCGAUCGCUCCACGAGCACACGCGCGAGGCCCACUCGGCGGAUUAUAAUCCCGUGAGAAGGGAUUCGUUUCUCACGGCUUCGUGGGACGACACCGUUAAGCUGUGGACCGUUGAUCGGCCCACUAGUGUUCGCACCUUCAAGGAACAUGCCUACUGCGUCUACUCGGCUGCCUGGAACCCCCGCCAUGGCGAUGUCUUUGCCUCCGCCUCUGGUGACUGCACUGCACGUGUAUGGGAUGUGCGGGAGCCCGGUUCCACUAUGAUCCUGCCCGCCCAUGAAUUUGAAAUACUCUCUUGCGAUUGGAACAAAUAUGAUGAUUGUGUGAUUGCCACAGCCUCAGUUGACAAGUCAAUCAAGGUAUGGGAUGUGAGGAGUUAUCGGGUUCCAGUCGCUGUGCUCAAUGGGCAUGGUUACGCUGUGAGGAAGGUGAAGUUUUCGCCCCACAGGGGAAGCUUGAUCGCUUCAUGUUCGUAUGACAUGACGGUUUGUUUGUGGGACUACAUGGUGGAGGAUGCUCUUAUUGGGAGGUAUGAUCACCACACAGAGUUUGCAGUUGGUGUGGAUAUGAGUGUGCUUGUUGAGGGGCUUUUAGCCAGCACUGGAUGGGAUGAGCUCGUUUAUGUUUGGCAGCACGGGACAGACCCCAGAGCACCAUAAAAGGGAAGUUCGUUAUCUUAUUUGUUAGAACUUUCCAAUUGAGCUUCAAGUUUUUGAAAGAGGGUACUGAUCAUUGCUAUAUACUUGUCUUGGGAGCUCAUGGUUGUCAUGAACUGUAACUUGUGGUUGAUAGCUGUGCAAUAAUUAGAAUUUUUUCAAUCAAAAACUUGAUCAAUAAUAAUCCCCACAUGUAAAAUUGUUGGGUUGAGAUUGUAAAAUGCAACCUCAAUCAGUGUACAUUGUUGUAAUUUGGAAUCCCAAUUACCAAUUGGUGAUA
Messenger RNA from Rhododendron vialii, 1416 nucleotides. Its product is annotated as peroxisome biogenesis protein 7. The transcript has 2 exons. Gene Ontology annotation, biological process: protein import into peroxisome matrix. The coding region runs from base 192 to 1139 and encodes 315 amino acids. Gene Ontology annotation, molecular function: protein binding. Gene Ontology annotation, cellular component: cytosol; peroxisomal matrix. Lineage: Eukaryota; Viridiplantae; Streptophyta; Magnoliopsida; Ericales; Ericaceae. The record is from RefSeq and is a predicted model, not a curated record.